Molecule: messenger RNA, 5387 nt
Organism: Mobula hypostoma (lesser devil ray)
Lineage: Eukaryota; Metazoa; Chordata; Chondrichthyes; Myliobatiformes; Myliobatidae
Gene: rhbdl2
Product: rhomboid, veinlet-like 2 (Drosophila)
Exons: 8
Coding region: 363-1235 (290 amino acids)
Cellular component (GO): membrane
Molecular function (GO): serine-type endopeptidase activity
Source: RefSeq, a predicted model, not a curated record
AGCAUCUCCCUCCCAGCAGCACAAUGGGUAUUGCUGGGACACUCAGGAUAAUUGACAGCUUGUUCAGCCUCUGCAGAUUCUUCCGGCUUUCUGUACACCAAUCAGCACAUUCCCGGGAGUCGGGAAAAUUGAUGAAAACUUUUACGGGCAAAAGCGAGGUUUGGAAAUAUUGCGGAGAACCUGCAAAACGAACGGACGUGGGCUUCGGAUUGACAUAACCACCUCGUUUGCAAACAUCUGAAGUCUAGCGAGCUGACAGACGUAGUACGAAGAAGAGCUGAUCCAGGUAAACACAUUCUUCUUCGUGCCCCGGGGCUAUUUAUGCAGGUAACAUUGAAUUAGGAUUUACUCAGGUGGUCACGAUGGAGAUGAAGCCCAGGCACGCGGAAAAUGAAAAUCCUGAAGAGGCAAACGGGGAAUCAUCUCAGUGUUGCGCAUGGUGUCAAAAUGUUCACACAUAUGUGUCUAAUUGGAUGCUUCCUGAAGGUGCCAGGAGUCGCUACUUGGAAAGAGCAAAUUGCCUCCCUCCACCACUCUUCAUAAUCUUCAUAACGCUGGCUGAGCUGGCUGUUUUUAUUUAUUAUGCUGUUUGGAUGCCUCAGACACAGUGGAUUACCCUUGAAAAAGGAAUGCUCGAAAGCCCCUUCACGUAUAUGCCUGAAAAGAGGCAAGAGGCCUGGAGAUUUGUUUCAUACAUGCUGGUGCAUGCUGGUGUUCAGCACUUACUAGGGAAUCUCAUCAUGCAGCUUAUUCUGGGAAUUCCUUUGGAGCUGGUGCACAAAGGCCACCGGGUUGGCCUAGUCUACAUUGCAGGUGUGAUUGGAGGCUCAUUGGCUAGCUCAAUAUUUGAUCCCUUGCUCAGUUUGGUUGGGGCUUCAGGUGGAGUCUAUGCCCUAAUGGGAGGCUACUUUAUGAAUGUAAUAGUGAACUUUAAGCAAAUGGUGCCACUAUUUGGUGUUUUCAGACUGGCCUCUAUUUUGUUAAUAGUGGGCACUGAUGCAGGCUUUGCCCUAUACAGAAGAUUCUUUGUUGAAGGGAAUAGCUUCCGUGUAUCCUUUGUGGCUCACAUUGCAGGCGGCUUAGCUGGAAUGACAAUUGGCUACGUGGUUUUCAGCUGCUAUGACCAGAAACUGUUGAAGGACCCCAGAUUCUGGGUUUCAAUUUUAGCUUAUGUCGCGUGUGUGUUGUUUGCUGUCAUAUUCAAUAUCUUUCUGUCUCCUGCUCCCCUUUCUUAAAAAGAAAAGGGAAAGAAUAAUGCAUUGGUCUUAUUGUUCUUUUAAAAUGUACAGUAAUAUGGAUGGUUUAUUAACAACACCACGUGGAGAAGACAGUUGGAACAAUCAUCUUGCACGACAUCACACAAUACUGGUGACUUACCAUUAAUCCUUGCCAUGAGCGUAAGAUUGUAUUUUAUUGAUCACCUCGUCAUGUCAUGGAGAAAGAGAAAACUGAGUGAAAGACUGGUCUAUUUUUUCGAUCAGUUCUAUGGUGCUGUAUUUCUGAUAGUCCUAUAAGCUUCCUUCUUUCAUAGACUCACAGAGCAAGGAAACAGGACAUUUGUUCCAUCUAGUCCUUGCUGACCAUUAACCAACCAAUUACACGAUUCCUACAUAAAUUCUUACUUUUUAUUCUCUCCGCAUAUGCAUUGACUCACCUAUACCCUAUGGACAAUUUACAACGGCCAAUUAAUCUGUCCAUCAGGAAGGACUACCAUUACUGUUUUUUCUGCCUCUGGUUCCAAAAUUGCAGACCCUUGCACAACAAAAUAGUCACCACCCUGAAGGGGUGAGCCAGAAGCUGAACUGUAUACCCAAUGGAAUUAUCUGCAUUGAUAUCUAGAAUUUGGCUACGUACGGAUUUAGAAAUUUAGAGAAUUAGAAUUUUCAAAACUGGAUCCUUAAACUUCUGUUGCAGAAUUCUCCAAAAAUUCCAGCCACUUCCUCUGCUCCUCCGGAAGUCCGUUUUUAAAUCAUCUCUGUAUCUAGAUGAUUCUGUAGAUAUCUAAGGUCUUGUUCACCAUUACUUUACUCUGAUCAACAAAUCUGUUGUGAUACUUUUCUGAACUCUUCUGAUACCCAGAUGGCGUCCGUUGCUUCUAUGACAUUCUUAUUGAGAGACCGUUGAGUCAUUUUCCAGGCCACUCCAUUACUUCCAUCUUCCUGCCUGAACCCCAUGGCCAUUGAUUCCCUUCGGUUCAGUAGUUUUCUGUAUAGUCCAAGGAAGCCUUACUCUUUUUCCCUCCAGUAUAUACUUGCAGUAAUAGCUCUUCUUUUAUCUAUGAUUAUUAAAAGUCAAUGGAAUUCAUAUUUUGAGUCAAUAAGUUUUUGAAUCUAUUUUCAAAGUUCAAAGUAUCAAAGUGCAUGUAUGUCACCAUAUACAACCCUGAGAUUCAUUUACCUAUGGACAUACUCAGCAAAUCUAUAGAAUAAUAACUAUAACAGGAUGAAUGAAAAAUCAACCAGAGUGCAGAAGACAGCAUUUCCCUUGACUUGACAAGUGACUAAUUGGAAAUUUAAAAAUUGCAGUAUCUGCCUGAAGGUCAUAAUGGAUACAAAAACAUUGUAAUCUUAAAAAAAACUGUGCGCAAUGGCGAGAAGAUAGAUGUGCAGUGAAGACUGAUAUUAUGUUUGAAAUAUAGCAUUAAGUAUGUGAGGACUUCGUUCCGGAACUGCGAUAUUACUAGAAUUAUUGUAGAUUAAAAUUGCUUUCUGCUUUUAUAUGUAAAUGAAAAGAAAUGUAUAUGUUAUUGGAUAUUGUUCUUUUGACAUUUGAUAACAGAACAUAUAUACAUAGGUUUAUUUACAUUAUACUUUACUGAAUGGAUAUGUAACAGGUAAUUUUGCUACUUCCUUUCUGUCAUGUACCUGUGUCAGCUGAAGACAUUUACCAGGAGUAUGGCUGCUUUUGACCGUUAAUUUCAAUGGAUGGAAAAUGAUGGAGUACCUCUCCAUAAUUCAGGAGGGGAGCUUGCACUGAGGAAAGCCGUAUCAUAUAUUAUAGUCAUAUCAACAAGGCCGAAAUAUUCAUGGCAAUAUUAUGGGGUGUGUAUCAGUUGUUGGAGACAGAGGUUAGAAGCAUAUUUGAUAUUACAUUGCAAAUAGUAUUUUGUGGUGCUGGUUGGCAUCCAUCUGUCUGGGAGGACAAUGGGUGAUGACGAUCAUCAUCACAAGCCUGGGUGGAAGAUAUGGAGAUCCUGAGAUGCCCACUCGUCAAGAUCCCCCUCUCGGUCUCACCUGUCUAGUCCAAAGGAAAGCUUAUGAAGCAAUACGUUUGGCACCAGUUUGGCAGCAGGAGCUGCUGGAAGGAUGUUCAAUGACGUCCAGCUGCCUUAGGGUCUCCACUCUGGACUUGCUGUCUGGGUUUACUUACGUAGCCUUUGUCUCUCCCGAGGCUGCCCAGAAGGCAGUGGGGCUAUUUGCCCAAAGCUGCGGAUCUGGUUCACGAGCACCAGGGCAUGUCCACAUGUGCAGUGCCACGUGUGCAGGGGCCAGGCCUCCUCCCCGUCCUCUGUAGUUAAGCCUGAGUCCGAAAGGAAUUCAGUUUCCGUGUGUCGCCAGCGAGGAGGGUCGACAUGAGGCUUGCUGUUGGAGAGGCUCUGUACUGGCAGGGAGAGACUUACACAUUCAGUUCUCCUUUCCGCAAGACUGCUAUCCAGCGGUGGAAGCUGGAAGUGAGAGUGAUAAGCACUACCCACUACACCACCACACCACCACACCAGACACAUCACAGCCCUACAGUAUUUUAGAAGUAACUUGAAAGGUUGUGUGAGGGUUCUUCCAAGUUCUCCAAAGUAGCAUUUGAUUAGACGAAGGGAUCCUGGCUUCUGUAAUUCAAUGUUCCAAAUCUGUAAUUGUUCAAAACAAGGAGACUCCUGUUCUGAGAGUGGUGGGUGCAGUACUGUUUAAAUUCCAGUAAAUCCACCUGUCACAUUGGAUGUGCCUGAAAUGUGGGAAAUAUCAGAACCAUCAUGUUCACUGAUGGACUUGCUACUUAGAAGCUGAUAACCCAGGUGUGCAGUUGCACAUUUAACAAGAAUCGUUGUCCUGCAAAGUAGUGAAGAAGUGAACUUUUUCUUUGUGGGAAUGCAGGUACCUUUGAUUUAUUUUUAUCAACAGAAUGUUCCUGACACCUGUAUAGGAGAUUACAUUAGUUUGGUGACCUGCCCUUUAUGCACCAAUCAUGUUUAAAUUAUGGCAGGAGCUCAUCCAUCUAUAACAUACUACACCCAAGUCUCAUCACUCUUGACAAGUUUCACUACAUCUUUACCACAGACGUUGAUUCAAGUUUUGUAGAUUAAAGGCAUUAUGAACCAAUGACACUCAAUCAAAGUCUGUGCUGGAAUGGCUGAUAGAAGACAAACUAAAACUGCUGUUCUAACAGGCUGACCUUGAUUCACCCUUGGUAAGUUGCACUGUUUGGACAAAUUUAUUUUUGCCUUUAUUGCACAGCCAGUAUAGUCAUGCUUCAAUCUUCUGUCCUCAGUGAUGCUGGAGAGAAAGUCAAUGGCACCUGUUUGUUUGGGGAAAUAAAGAAAUUACAACAUUUGAAAAUUGAUGAAUGGGAACAAUUUGCCGGCUCCUCCCACAAUGGAUGCACACACAUUUUGCUUUUACAAAGGCUAAUUUAUAAAUAGACCAUCUUUAUUCACUUUAUUUCAGUGAAAGUUUUUAAAAAAAUAUUUAAAACAUUUCAAAUAACUCAUACAUUUGUAAAUGGUAAACUCUAUAAUUUUUAUAUCUGUUGGCAAGUUUUAAAUGCCUAUUUACAGUUUUAAUACCUUAAUAAGUAAAUGUGUUUAACAAAUUUUCAUCAUUGAAAAUAUUGUCUGCUGGUCAGUUAGGUAGCACAUACUGUAGCCAAUAGUAACAUGUCUUUUAGAACCCCAAAUGUACCUGUGUUCUCCUCUCAGUGAAUCCAGGGUCGAAUUUAUGACACCAUUUGACUCCAUCUGUCAUGUAUCAUUUUGUUUUAAAUAUAAUAAAGAACAGAACCACUUUUGUAGUUUCUGACCAACAAGUAUGCUGCAGUCCAGUUUCGAUCCUUUUCUGAAAGCCAGGGCAGAACUGUGAACCUCUCAUUUACAUCUUUUCCUUGAAUAAUGGAAGGGAUACAAUCCUGGCAAAAGCUUUAUUGAGCAAAAUUUGGUAAGCUGGAAAGGCUGAGAAUGUCUGCACAAUUCCUGCAUAACUUGUUAUAGUGAAAAAUAUUUCCAGGUAUCUAAGACAAGUAUCCUAAGACGCUGUUGUAAAUUAAGUGUUUGUAAGUGGAGAAAUUGCUAUAUUUAAAAAUAAUUUUGAUGCCAGUUUUGCCUAUUAACAUCUAAAGCACCUAAAUAAUUAAUUUACCUGUACAUGCUUUGAUUGUGAAAAAUAAACUGGAUUUUAAAG